Molecule: messenger RNA, 4431 nt
Organism: Passer montanus (Eurasian tree sparrow)
Lineage: Eukaryota; Metazoa; Chordata; Aves; Passeriformes; Passeridae
Gene: MYLK2
Product: myosin light chain kinase 2
Exons: 11
Coding region: 13-3156 (1047 amino acids)
Biological process (GO): intracellular signal transduction; positive regulation of apoptotic process; protein phosphorylation
Cellular component (GO): nucleus; cytoplasm
Molecular function (GO): ATP binding; myosin light chain kinase activity
Source: RefSeq, a predicted model, not a curated record
UACCGGGGCACAAUGGGACGGUGCCGGCGCUGCUGGCCACGUGGGCUCCGUGGCUCGGUGCCACCAGCCCCGGACCGCCGGCUGGGCGGCGGGGACACAGCUCCCGGCUGCAGGGCAGCAGCUCAGCUCAUCCCCGCAGCUCAUCCCCGCAGCAGCUCAUCCCCGCAGCACCUCAUCCCCGCAGCAGCUCAUCCCCGCCGCCCAUCGCCGCUGCCCGGCUCCUGCCGGCCCCUCGUGUCCGGCGAGCCCUCAGCUGCCGCUUUCUCUCCCGCAGGAGCCCCGCCGAGCCGGGAGUGUCCCAUGGAGCACGGGGGAGGCGCGGGCGGUGCCCACACCGGGGGCACCGGGGGCACCGGGGGCACGGCCCCCCCCGAAACCCAGGGCAGCGCAGCGGCUGCAGCCCCCCAGGCUGCCCAGCCCCCGGGGGGGACAGCGCCGGCCGCCACCGUGGCACCGGACACGGGCACGGAUGAGCCUGGGCAGGACAAGGCUGGAGGAGGGAGGACAGAGCCGGGGCAGGAGACAGCCCUGGCUGCUGCAGAGCUGCAGGAUGGACGGGAAGCAGCUCCAGGAGAGGAGGCUUCGGCUGUGCAGAGUGAUGGAGGACAGGCAGCAUCCCCCGAGGAGAAGGUGACAGCUGCCACUGAGGCCCAGGGUGUAGGGAAGGAGGAGAAAGAGAAGCCUGGGAAGAAGAAAGAUCCAGCUGCAGGGGAGGUCAAAGGAGGAAAGGCUUCGGCUGCUGCAAAGGCUAAGGAUGGAGGGAAGGAUGAGCCCCUGGAGGGGAAUGGCCUGGCUGUAACUGAGGCACAGGAUGGAGGAAAGGACAAGCCCAAGAAGGAGGAAGCACCUGGUGGGUCAGGGGCUGAGAGUGGUGGAAAAGCAGAGCCCGCUGAGGAGAAGGCUCUGGCUGCAGCAAACUCUGAAGGAGGGAAGGCAAAACCUGUGGAAGAGACAGCCUUGGCUGCAGCUCAGGCUCAGGAUGGAGGCAAAGGUGAGCCUGUAAAGGAGAAAAUCACAGUGGUUGCAAAACAGGAGGUCCCAGCCACUGCUAAAGCUCUGGAUGAAGGGAAGCAAGAUGCAAAGACAGAACAAGCCCCAGGUGCCAAGCCUGCAAAGGAGAAAACCACAGCUGCUGCAAAGGAGAAGGCCCCAAGUGCUGCAAAGGCUCAGAAUGGGAAGAAUAAAGUGGUAAAGGCAGAAAAAGCCCCAGCAGUUAAAAAGGCUCCAGAUGGAGGCAAAGAGGAGCCCCCAAAGGAGAAGCCUCCAGCUCCAGGGAAGGAGAAAGCCCCAGAUUCAGUGAAGGAGAAAGCUCCAGCUUCAGUGAAGGAGAAAGCCAUAAUUCCUGCAAAGGAGAAAGCCCCAGAUGCUGCUAAGGCUCAGGAUGGAGAGAAGACAGCAGCAAAGGCAGAGAAAACACCAGCUGAAAAAAUGGCUCAAAGUGGAGGCAAAAAAGAGCCUGAAAAGGAGAAGUCUCCAGCAGCUGAGAAGGUGCAGGAUGGAGGGAAGAAAACUGCAAAGGUGGAAAAACCCACAGUGGCAUCAAAGGCUGGGGAUGAAGGGAAAGAUUCUAAAAAGGAGAAGGUCCCGGCCACUGCAAAGGCUCAGGAUGGAGGGAAGAAAGCUGCAGAGGUGGAGCCUCCCAGACCUGGAGCAGAGGCCGGGGACGGGGCUGUGGAGCCCACGGAGGCAGCAGCCAUGGCUGCUGCGAAUGCUCAGGGUGAAGGGGAGGAAGUGUCCCAGGGGACAGAGGGACAGCCACCAACGGCGCCCGAGCCCCCGCGCCCGGCUCUGCUGCAGAGCCUGAGCUGCCCGGCUGCCUGCCACAGGCAGGAGCAGCCCUGGGCAGAGCUGGCAGAGAUGGAGACGAUAGAAGAGGAGACCACGAUGGUGGAGCCAAAAGAGGGUGUGACAGAGCCUGGCUCUGGCCCGCCAGCCCUGGGGGACCUGCAGCCCCUGGAGCCAACCAGCACCCCUCAGGAGAGGACAUUGCCCAGUGCCACAGGGCAGCCCCCGGAUCCUGCUGGGGUGGCAGAGCAGCCUGGACCUGGGGUGCAACCAUCUUUGACAGAGGCAAAGCCACCCCCCAGCCCCUACCUCACCCCUGAUUUUGGGAAGGAAGACCCUUUUGAGAUAUUGGACGAUGUCCCUCCGCCGCCCGCGCCCUUCGCUCACCGCACCGUCACCCUGCGCUCCGCCAGCGUCAGCCCCCAGUUCAGCCUCAGCUCCAAGGACAUCCUGGGGGGGGGCAAGUUUGGUGAAGUUCACACGUGCACAGAGAAGGAGACGGGGCUCAAGCUGGCGGCCAAAGUGAUCCGCAAGCAGGGAGCAAAGGACAAGGAGAUGGUGCUGCUGGAGAUCGAUGUGAUGAACCAGCUGAACCACCACAAUCUCAUCCAGCUCUACGAUGCCAUCGAAACGCCCCGGGAGAUCAUCCUCUUCAUGGAAUUCGUGGAGGGCGGCGAGCUCUUUGAGCGGAUCAUCGACGACGACUACCACCUGACAGAGGUGGACUGCAUGGUGUUUGUCCGGCAGAUCUGCGAGGGCAUCCGCUUCAUGCACCACAUGGGGGUGCUCCACCUCGACCUCAAGCCUGAGAACAUCCUCUGUGUCGCUGCCACCGGGCACAUGGUGAAGAUCAUCGACUUUGGGCUGGCUCGAAGGUACAAUCCCAAUGAGAAGCUGAAAGUGAACUUUGGCACCCCUGAAUUCCUCUCCCCCGAGGUGGUCAACUACGAGCAGGUCUCCUACUCCACGGACAUGUGGAGCAUGGGCGUCAUCACCUACAUGCUGCUCAGCGGCCUCUCCCCCUUCUUGGGUGAUGAUGACACCGAGACACUCAACAACGUCCUGGCUGCCAACUGGUACUUCGAUGAGGAGACCUUUGAGAGUGUCUCCAACGAGGCCAAGGACUUCGUCUCCAACCUCAUCAUCAAGGAUAAAAGUGCCCGGAUGAGUGCUGACCAGUGCCUGCAGCAUCCCUGGCUCAAUAACCUGGCAGAAAAGGCCAAACGCUCCAACCGGCGCCUCAAGUCCCAGGUGCUGCUCAAGAAAUACGUCAUGAGGCGGCGCUGGAAGAAAAAUUUCAUCGGGGUGUGCGCUGCCAACCGCUUCAGGAAGAUCACCAGCUCGGGGUCCCUGACAGCACUGGGCAUCUGAGCUGGGCUCCAGGGGAGCCGAGGCCAGAAAGAAGCCAUUGAGAGGGACCCCCACCUGUCUGGAGCAGCUGUGUCGAGCUGGUCCCACUGUGCCCAGGACCACAUCCCUGCUCAGUCUCAGACUGUGAGGCUGCUCCUGAGUGGAGGUCUCUGAUCUCAGCUCUGGCCCUGCCCUGGCUGCGUGAUGCCCGACCUGCAGCAUCUCUGCUCUGCUCACGCUUCCUUCUCGUGCCCUCGGGGAGGAGCAAAGCCAUUCCGGUGUGAUCCCGCUGCCUCGGCCACCUGGUGCUUGCUGCUUUCGGACUCAAAUGUGCCCUCUCUGCCUGUAAAUGCCGCAGCCGUGCCUGCCUUCACUGCCGCUGGCCCCUGCCCUGCCCGACCUCCCUUCCCAGCUCUGUGGCCGGCGAUGAUGCUGGAGGGCACCGCGGACCCUCAGCCCGGUGCUUUGGCACCGGAGCCGGGGCUCAAGCACCUCCUCCUGGGCAUGUGGGAGCGGAGCUGGCCCCGAGCUGCUGCUCGCACAGGAAGGGAGGAAGCAGCAAGCACGCUUCCAGCGGCCUCCCCAGCUGGGAGCCAACGAGGAAAGAAGGAGGCUUUGUCUUCUUCCUGCCCUCCCUGCCCUUCGGUUCUGCCAGCGGGGGAAAAACACAACCUCUGCUUCACCCGCGGCGGCAGAUCGCGAUGAGCGGGGCGGGCUAAUGCAGAGCAGCUGGUGCUCGCUCCCCCGACCACCAAGGCAGCGGAACUGCUGGAGCUGCUCCCCCGCGCCGUGCGGGGGCUCCGCGGCACCGGCUGCGCACCGGGGGCUGCCCCAGCUCCCGCGGCUCGUCCCCAUCCCCGUCCUCCCUGCCUGCGCCCCUUGGGCCUCCCCGGUGCUGCCGGGGAUGGGCACCCCCGGGGCUGGCAGCACCCAGCCUUGCAGGAGGGGAUGGCAGCUGGCAAGCAGUCCCCCAGCUUUGGCUUUUGCCAUGGCUAAGCCCCCCCAAGCCAAGGCUGUGCGUUUGCUCUGGAGCUGCCUCUGCCGUCUGUGCCUGCUGGAAAAACAUCGGGGAGAGACACGAGGAGACAUUGCUGCUCACCCCACGCUGGCUGCAGCAGGGGAAGGGGCUUCAGGCUUGUCCCCACCAGGCAGGAGCCACGGCUGCUGGGACCCUGCCUCAAAUUGGAGCUCUCCACAGCGCUCACCUUCUUGUAAAUAAAUGUACAGGUCUGCCACAGCCCACACCUGCCACGCUGGGGGCUGGGGAGGCCCUGCUCCCACCUGUGGGGCCUGACA